This is a messenger RNA of Coregonus clupeaformis (lake whitefish), 2097 nucleotides long. Its product is annotated as cyclic AMP-dependent transcription factor ATF-6 alpha. The transcript is spliced from 15 exons. Gene Ontology annotation, cellular component: nucleus. Gene Ontology annotation, biological process: regulation of transcription by RNA polymerase II; endoplasmic reticulum unfolded protein response. Gene Ontology annotation, molecular function: DNA-binding transcription factor activity, RNA polymerase II-specific; RNA polymerase II cis-regulatory region sequence-specific DNA binding. NCBI's taxonomy places the organism in Eukaryota, Metazoa, Chordata, Actinopteri, Salmoniformes, Salmonidae. The record is from RefSeq and is a predicted model, not a curated record. The coding region runs from base 80 to 2008 and encodes 642 amino acids.
AUCUCUAUGGUGGAAAGUCGACAGGAAAUGUGACGUAUCCUUUGUUGUGACGAUUUUAAGAAUUCUUAACAUUAGUAAAAUGGCAGAGUUACGGUUGGAUUCAGACAGUCAUUUACAGUAUGGCCCUUUUGGCAGCGAUUUAGCGGAUAUUUGCAUUGAUCCGGAUGGUGAAUGGGACAUCAACCUGUUUGAAGAACUUGAGAACCUAAGUGAUGCAGAGGAACUCCUUCAAGAAUUUGAGUUCUCACCACAUAAUAAAACAACAUGGAAAGAGGUGAAUGACAUUAAUCUGUUACAAUGGAGAUCCUUCGCCAGUGGAGAUACUGACGCUUGCUGCACAGGUGUUGGAGUGCCUGGGUCCUCCCUAUCACCUGGAUCUGCACUCAGUGAUACCUCCUCACUGUCACCACUGUCCCUGAAACAGGAGGAUGCUGUGUCUAUGCAGCCUUUGCCGACUAUGCUCACUCCCCAGAGGGUGUCCAUCCAGCCCAAACCGCCCCCCUCUGUCCCCCUCACACACCCUGUGGCCCCUUUUCUCAAAACCAGGACCAUUGUCAUCCAGCCUGUUGGCCUACAGACUGUGGUCUCAGUGGUCAAGGCACCAUCACCUGUGACGGUCCAUGCUACUGCCCCCUCUACUGCAGGUCACACAAUGCAUCUCAAGCCGAGACAGUUGAUUGGACCACAGAUCGCUUCCCCAGCCCCUGCCCUCCUCACUGUCACCAACCAGGUGGUUACCAUGCCAACCGUCCCCCAUCAUGUUACCAUGGGGACCACUGUCCUCUCUGGCCCAGCCCAUCCCAUGACGGUGACCUAUCACAACACAGCAGUGGACACUGAGGUGUGUGCGGUGCGGCGGCAGCAGAGGAUGUUGAAGAACCGUGAGUCGGCCACACUGUCCAGGCUGAGGAGGAAAGAGGCCCAGCAGGCCCUGGAGGCCCGUCUCAAGGGUGCACUGUGUGAGAACCAGAGGCUGCUCCGGGAGAACGGAUCCCUCAGAACCCAGCUGGAGGGACUGCUUACUGAGAACACUGUUCUGAAGGUGACGGCUCCAAAGAGACGAGCUGUGUGUCUCAUGGUCGUCCUGGUCUUCUUCGUGCUUAACACUGGUCCCAUAAGUGUGUGGGAGUCAGAGCCCAGCAACUUCAGCCUGUCCACUGGGAAGCCACAAAGCAGCCGACAUCUGCUCAGCUUCUCCCCUGACCAACAACUGAGGAGUGGGGAGGAAACACCAGCCCCCCAGUCCCCACUGGAGCCCCUGGAUGCCCAGUACCCACAAUCCCACCAAUCCCAGGACAGUAGGUGGGAGGAUUAUACUCCAGAGGAGAUGGCUCUAGCUGUGGUCAAGAAGGAGCCUCUCCUGUUUGGGUCACCCUCCUCGCCCCCCUGCCAAUCCCACUCUCCUGUCUCUAGGUCCAAGUCCCUCCGUCUGGCUCAGAACUUGCGAGGCUGGGUUCAUCGACACGAAGAGGAGAGGACCAAGUCCACACGUUCAACCACUGAUCAGUCCAGACAUACAACAACUGAUCAGCACACAACCAAAACUGUCCUGAAGUCACCUGAGGAGAGACCCCAGACGAACCAGUCCAGUAACUCGGUUGUAACAGUCCGCUACUCUGAUAGACCAGGGAGGGAGGUUCAGGUGUACUACUCACGCCAUCAAAGCUACAGGGACUUCUUUGAUGAGUUAAAUCGACGAGGCGACACUUUCUACGUGGUGUCCUUUCGCAGGGAUCACCUUCUGCUCCCUGCAACCAACCACAGCAAGGGGAGCAGGCCAAAGAUGUCCUUGGUGUUACCAGCAAUUAAUGUGAAUGACUCUGUUAUCAAGGACAACACAUUUGAGGUGAUGAUGCAGAUUGACUGUGAGGUCAUGGACACCAAGAUCCUCCACAUCAAAACCUCCACCAUCCCAGAGUUCCUACGUGCCAACACCACUGACUUCCAAUCCACCCAUGCCAACGGAAAGGCAGCAGCUUCGGUUGGUGUUCUAUCAGACUCUGCCUGAACUUGGCCUUACCUAAAAGGCCUGGCAAUCUGAAAAACUAUCCUUUUAACAACCUUUUGGUGUAUUAAUAAACUGUGACAAAAAAUCUA